Messenger RNA from Mus musculus (house mouse), 1208 nucleotides. It is a transcript of the gene Igfbp7, whose product is annotated as insulin-like growth factor binding protein 7. Gene Ontology annotation, biological process: regulation of cell growth; animal gross anatomical part developmental process; signal transduction. Gene Ontology annotation, cellular component: non-collagenous component of basement membrane; extracellular region. The transcript has 6 exons. Bases 35 to 973 code for a protein of 312 amino acids. Gene Ontology annotation, molecular function: insulin-like growth factor binding. NCBI's taxonomy places the organism in Eukaryota, Metazoa, Chordata, Mammalia, Rodentia, Muridae. The record is from RefSeq and is marked validated.
GCUCACUCGCGCGCUCGCAUCCAGCCACCUUAUGAUGGAGCGGCCGCCGCGCGCCCUGCUGCUGGGUGCAGCCGGACUGCUGCUCCUGCUCCUGCCCCUCUCCUCUUCCUCCUCUUCGGAUGCCUGCGGCCCGUGCGUGCCGGCCUCCUGCCCCGCGCUGCCCCGGCUCGGCUGCCCGCUGGGUGAGACCCGCGACGCGUGCGGGUGCUGCCCGGUGUGUGCUCGCGGCGAGGGUGAGCCGUGCGGGGGCGGCGCGGCCGGCAGGGGGCACUGCGCGCCGGGCAUGGAGUGCGUGAAGAGCCGCAAGAGGCGGAAGGGUAAAGCCGGGGCAGCAGCCGGCGGUCCCGCGACCCUCGCCGUGUGCGUGUGCAAGAGCCGCUACCCGGUGUGCGGCAGCAACGGCAUCACCUACCCCAGCGGCUGCCAGCUGCGCGCUGCCAGCCUGCGCGCCGAGAGCCGCGGGGAGAAGGCCAUCACCCAGGUCAGCAAGGGCACCUGCGAGCAAGGGUCUCUGAUAUGGGACACCCAACCAGCCCAAAGGAGUCACAACCCACAGGUUGAGAACCGCUGUUUUAGAGACAAGCACUCCAGAGAACAAGGUCCUUCCAUAGUGACGCCCCCCAAGGACAUCUGGAACGUCACUGGUGCCAAGGUGUUCUUGAGCUGUGAGGUCAUCGGGAUCCCAACCCCUGUCCUCAUCUGGAACAAGGUAAAAAGGGAUCACUCUGGAGUUCAGCGGACAGAACUCUUGCCUGGUGACCGGGAAAAUCUGGCCAUUCAGACCCGGGGUGGUCCAGAAAAGCAUGAAGUAACGGGCUGGGUGCUGGUAUCUCCUCUAAGUAAGGAGGACGCUGGAGAGUAUGAGUGCCACGCAUCCAACUCCCAAGGGCAGGCUUCCGCGGCAGCCAAAAUUACAGUGGUUGAUGCCCUCCAUGAAAUACCACUGAAAAAAGGUGAAGGUGCUCAGUUAUAACCUGCGAAUCCAUGAGCCUCUGUAGCUAAAGGUGCUCUCAGACAGCCGACAGCUAUAACCCUGCUCUUGCCUGACACACUUCUCUUAACCUAACCCACUAACACUUUAUUACAGCCAGCUGGUUUUACACAGAGAAAUCAAAGAUAACACAUCAAGACUAUCUACAAAAAUUUAUUAUUUACAGAAAAAAGCACAUGUAGCUUUAAACAAAACAAAUAAAAUUCUUAUCACAACA